AUGUCCAUAGUCCUGUUGCUUCAGAACGCUGAAGUCUCCAGGAAACAGGCCAGCUUUGGACCCAGCAGCUCCAGCACUGGUCCUGCCCAUGUAAUGUCCCAGUUUGAAGCCAUACUAUGGUUACUGCUGAUGAAAACACCAUCAGUGGCUGUAUCUGCUCCAUACUUUCAACAGUCACAGUGGGGUCCUGAGUAUCAGCAGGGUCAUUCUCCCCCUCUUUUAGUUGAGUCUGGUGGAAGGACUGCUCCACAGGAUCCUAACCCCCCACCAACUGGAGAUUAG
Podarcis lilfordi (Lilford's wall lizard) is the source of this 282-nucleotide messenger RNA. The record is from the annotation of a GenBank genome assembly. Lineage: Eukaryota; Metazoa; Chordata; Lepidosauria; Squamata; Lacertidae.